CUGCAAGACGCCAAAACUGGUGGAGAAACUGCAGGACCUGGACAUAGUUAAAGUUUGCUGGCGGCAGUCAGUUUUCAGUGGCCCUCACCAAAGAUGGCCAAGUGUACACAUGGGGAAAGGGAGACAACCAACGGCUCGGUCCAUGGCACUGAUGAGCAUGUGCGCUACCCCAAAUUACUCGACAGUCUACAGGGAAAAAAAGUUGUGAAUGUUGCCGUGGGCUCUACACAUUGCCAGGCUCUGACUGAGGAUGGAGAGGUUCACAGUUGGGGUAGUAAUGAUAAGCUGCAGCACUUUGAUACAUUAUUUUCCAUUAAGAAUCAACCUAAAGCCCUCCCAGGGCUGAAUUCCAAACACAUAGUGGGGAUCUCCUGUGGCCCAGGACAGAGCUUUGCGUGGUCCUCAUGCUCAGAGUGGUCUGUUGGGCUGCGUUUGCCCUUUGUGGUGGAUGUGUGCCCAAUGACCUUUGAGCAGUUGGACCUGCUGCUGCGACAGGUGAGCGAGGGCAUGGAUGGCAGCUCUGACUGGCCUCCCUCACAGGAGAAGGAGUGCAUGGUGGUUGCCACACUCAACCUACUCAGGCUGCAGCUCCAUGCAGCCAUCAGUAACCAAGUGGAUCCAGAGGAUCUGGGCUUGGGUCUUGGUAGUGCACUGCUUAACAACCUAAAACAAGCAGUGGUUCUGCUAGCUAGCAAUGCCGGGGUGCUCAAUACUGUGCAGGCAGCAGCCCAAGCUGUUCUGCAAAGUGGCUGGUCAGUGCUGUUGCCCACAGCUGAGGAAAGGGCAAGAGCAUUAUCAUCACUGCUGCCUAAUGCCGCAUCUGGAAAUGAGAUGAGUGUGAGUCCUGGACGUCGGUUCAUGAUAGACUUGUUGGUGAGCAGCCUGAUGGCUGAUGGGGGGUUGGAGUCUGCCUUGAAAGCAGCCAUCACUGCUGAGAUACAGGACAUUGAGGCCAAGAAGGAGGCGCAGAAAGAGAAGGAGAUAGAUGAGCAGGAGGCAAAUGCCUCUUCCAUGCACCGUUGUCGUGCCAUGCUGGACAAAGAUCUCAUCAAUACAGGAAUCUAUGAGUCAGCAGGAAAACAAAGCUUGCCUCUGGUGCAGCUUGUACAGCAGCUGUUAAGGAAUAUUGCAUCCCAGACCAUUGCCAGGUUGAAGGAUGUUGCUCGACGUAUCUCCAGUUAUCUCGAGGCAGAACAUGUCAGCAAAGAACGCUCUGCAUCGCUGGACCUACUGCUACGCUUCCAGAGGCUGUUGGUUAGCAAGCUGUACCUGGGUGUGAAUGGCAUAGAAAAUGCCAGUGGAUACAACCCUGAACUCCUGGGUGUUGGCUCCCUGUUAAAAAAGUACAUUGCCCUACUCUGCACUCACAUUGGAGACAUUCUCCCAGUUGCAACAAGUAUUGCAUGUACUGGCUGCCGUCACUUUGCUGAAGUCUCCCGUGUUAUUGAAGGAGACCUAACUGGUGUGCUCCUCCCUGAGCUGGUGUUGUCCAUUGUCCUCCUCAUCACCAUUGAUGCAGGUUUGAUGCAGGAGACUGGUUCUAUUCCCCUCCUGGCUGGACUCCUGGAGCACCUGGACCGAUUCAACCACCUGGCCCCUGGACAUGAGAGAGAUGAUAACGAAGACCUGGCAUGGCCAGGAAUUAUGGGGUCCUUCUUCACAGGCCAAAAUUCUAAGAACAAUGAAGAGGUGUCCCUCAUCCGCAAGGCAGACCUAGAGAAUCACAACAAAGAUGGUGGAUUCUGGACAGUCAUUGAUGGAAGGGUGUAUGACAUCAAAGACUUCCAGGCGCAGUCACAGUCUCUAAGUGGCAACAGUGUUCUAGCCCAGUUUGCUGGAGAGGAUCCUGUGGUUGCUUUGGAAGCUGCACUGCAGUUUGAGGACACCAGGGAGUCCAUGCAGGCCUUCUGUGUCGGCCAGUAUAUGGAGCCUAAUCAGGAGACGGUCACCACUCCGGACCUCAGCAGUCUGUCCUCCCCUCUAUUGAUACAGAAAGGAACCUGGGCUUCUGCUCGGACUCCAUGCCUCCUACUUAGGCAAAAAGCACCCCCUUGUGCCCUAUGGAGAUUGAAUGUGCCAAAUGGCUCCAGUCCUCCAUAUUUUCUGGUGGCCUUCAGACCAGUCAGAUUCAUUAUAACUACAAUGAAGAGAAGGAUGAAGACCACUGCAGCUCUUUGGGUACAACCACUCCAGAUAAGGUCAAACUCUACUCCCGUAGGAUAACUCUCAGUGACCAUGCACAGCCAUUCCUGCAGGCCAUUGCUGACAACAACACUCAGGACCACACUGUGAAGGUACGAGCCUGACUGUGAAUUGAUGAGAUAUACAAAUAAAUUACACAUUGGCAG
This is a messenger RNA of Thalassophryne amazonica, 2348 nucleotides long. RefSeq names its product E3 ubiquitin-protein ligase HERC2-like. The record is from RefSeq and is a predicted model, not a curated record. Lineage: Eukaryota; Metazoa; Chordata; Actinopteri; Batrachoidiformes; Batrachoididae. Bases 94 to 2223 code for a protein of 709 amino acids. The transcript has 13 exons.